This is a messenger RNA of Oldenlandia corymbosa var. corymbosa, 8776 nucleotides long. The record is from the annotation of a GenBank genome assembly. NCBI's taxonomy places the organism in Eukaryota, Viridiplantae, Streptophyta, Magnoliopsida, Gentianales, Rubiaceae.
AAAAAAAUAAAGAAAAAAGGAAAAAAGAAAAGAAAACCCAAACCCACCACCACCUUUGCCUAAUACGCCCUGAAUGAACCAAAAAUUUGUCUAUAAAAAUACAGGGGAGCCAUCAGAGUUCAUCACUCUGCAAAGAAAAUUGUUCUUCCUUGUUUCUCCCUUCUCUUGUAAUUUUCAAUCUCUAUUUUUCUCUCUCUCUCACUCUUGUUAGUUUUGUUGGUUGGGCUUCUUGUUGUAAAAAUUAAAAAGGGGGGUUUUCCUAGUUCUGAUUGAAUUUCGUAAUCUGUUUAUCUUUGUUUCGAUUUUUUAGUGUAAACAAGAGAGUCUGGCUGGCUCUCUCUUCUUUAUCUCGUAAUCCUCGCGCUUUGGAUAAGGACAUCGCCCCGGUUGCCUCUCCUUCCUGAUUAACUCCGAACAAAUCCCUGCUUUUGGAAUUCGGAAUUCCACACUCCAUUCAUCAAGCUUGAACGGCUUCCCUCCAUGCCAUUUUUCAAUCGGUUUUCUGGUUUUUUUUUUCUUUAAUGUCGGAAUUUCCCCAAAAGCUGACAAUCGAUUGAUUUGGUUUUCGGUUUCCCGUUGUAGAUCUGUGCCAUUUGUUGGUUCAGAUUGUGUUUGAUUUGGUUACCGGUUUCCCCGAAUUAACGAACUUCCAUUUUUUCAAUUUGGUGAUAGUUAAAAAUUCCUUCCUCGUUUGGAACGGGGGGAAUCGGGCUUGAAUAUAUUAAAAACCUAGAGAUUUCCAUACCAAAUAACAAGGAAUAUUAAAUUAACUGAAAAGGAAUUUAAACUUUCUGGUGGUGGUUGGUGAAGAAUGUCGGUGGCUUCGGGUUCGGUUGUUCAGGCAAAAAACAAUGGCGUGGGUUCUUUGAUUCCGGCGGGACGCAAUGAGGCCGGAACCCGUUUCCCGUCGGUGACUAAGCCCUUUGUGAACAACCAGCUGAAUGUGGUGGCGCUCAGCCGUGGAGGAGUUGUUGGCAUUAGGGCGGCUGCUUCGGCUAAAAGGAGGACCAGUGGGCCUGGUUUGGAGAAAUCGAAGUUUCUCGGAGCCAGGUUACCGAAAGUGCAUCAUUGGCAAACUGAUGGUCCCGGUAAGCCUCCAAAGCUUAGGGUGUUCCAGCUGCGCUCCGCCUUGUCUCAGGUCCCCGAGAAGCCGCUUGGCCUUUAUGAUCCUUCAUUUGAUAAAGAUUCAUGUGGAGUCGGAUUCGUUGCUGAACUUUCCGGCGAAAGUAGCCGUAAAACGGUGACGGAUGCAAUUGAAAUGCUGGUGAGGAUGACCCAUAGAGGGGCAUGUGGUUGCGAGACUAACACUGGCGACGGAGCUGGUAUUUUGGUGGCUCUUCCUCAUGAUUUUUACAAGGAGGUGACCAAAGAUGCAGGCUUUGAACUUCCGCCACCUGGUGAAUAUGCAGUAGGAAUGUUUUUCUUGCCCACUUCUGAAACCCGUCGGGAACAGAGCAAGAUUGUAUUUUCCAAGGUAGCUGAAUCCCUUGGUCAUACUGUACUCGGAUGGAGGGCAGUCCCAACCGACAAUUCAGGAUUGGGUAAUGCUGCUUUGCAGACCGAACCAGUCAUCGAGCAAGUGUUCCUUACACCGACUCCACGAUCAAAGGCCGAUUUGGAGCAACAGAUGUACAUAUUGAGGAGGGUUUCGAUGGUAGCGAUCCGAGCUGCUUUGAAUCUCCAACAUGGUGCUGUCAGGGACUUCUAUAUAUGCUCUCUUUCUUCCAGAACGGUAGUGUACAAAGGUCAACUAAAACCCAAUCAGCUGAAGGAUUACUACUAUGCAGACCUUGGGAAUGAAAGGUUUACGAGCUACAUGGCCCUGAUACAUUCCAGAUUUUCAACCAAUACAUUUCCGAGCUGGGACCGUGCUCAGCCUAUGCGUGUCUUGGGCCACAAUGGAGAGAUCAAUACGCUUCGAGGAAAUGUUAAUUGGAUGAAAGCUCGUGAGGGUCUUCUUAAGUGCAAAGAACUAGGUCUAUCAAAGACAGAGAUGAAGAAACUUUUGCCUAUUGUGGAUGCCAGCUCGUCUGAUUCAGGAGCUUUUGACGGUGUACUUGAGCUCUUAGUCCGAGCUGGUAGAAGUCUUCCAGAAGCUAUGAUGAUGAUGAUUCCCGAGGCUUGGCAAAAUGACAAGAAUAUGGAUCCUAAUCGAAAGGCCUUGUAUGAAUAUUUCUCAGCCCUUAUGGAGCCAUGGGAUGGACCUGCUCUCAUAUCAUUUACUGAUGGCCGCUAUCUUGGAGCAACAUUGGAUCGAAAUGGACUGCGCCCAGGUCGCUUUUAUAUCACGCAUAGUGGACGAGUAAUCAUGGCUAGUGAAGUGGGAGUUGUUGAUAUUCCACCUGAAGAUGUAUCAAGGAAAGGGAGACUCAAUCCAGGCAUGAUGCUUUUGGUAGAUUUUGAGAAUCAUGUUGUUGUGGAUGAUGAGGCUCUGAAGCAGCAGUAUUCACUUGCAAGGCCUUAUGGCGAGUGGCUUAAGAGACAAAAGAUUGAACUGAAAGACAUAGUAGAAUCGGUUCCGGAGUCUCAAAGGGUCCCUCCCUCAAUUGAAGGAGUGCAACCUGCUUCUAUUGAAGAUAACAACAUGGAAAAUAUGGGAAUUAAUGGUUUAUUAGCUCCCUUGAAAGCUUUUGGUUAUACUGUUGAAUCGUUGGAGAUGCUACUAUUGCCGAUGGCCAAAACGGGCGUAGAGGCUCUCGGUUCAAUGGGAAAUGAUGCUCCCCUGGCUGUGAUGUCUGACAGAGAGAAACUUUCAUUUGAGUAUUUUAAGCAGAUGUUUGCUCAGGUGACCAACCCUCCCAUUGAUCCCAUUAGAGAGAAGAUUGUUACCUCCACGGAGUGUAUGAUUGGUCCCGAAGGUGACCUAACAGAGACCACAGAAGAACAGUGUCACCGUCUUUCUUUGAAAGGCCCUCUUCUGUCAAUUGAGGAAAUGGAAGCAAUCAAGAAGAUGGACUAUCGAGGCUGGCGAAGCAAGGUUUUAGAUAUUACCUAUUCUGUGGGCAGGGGAACUAAGGGAUUGAAGGAGACUCUUGACAGAAUAUGUACAGAAGCACAUGACGCUAUCAAGGAGGGUUAUACUACAAUUGUACUGUCUGACAGAGCUUUCUCUCCAACUCGAGUUGCUGUGAGCUCUUUGUUGGCUGUGGGUGCUGUGCAUCAUCAUCUCGUGAAGAAGCUGGAGCGCACCCAAGUUGCCCUAAUUAUUGAAUCUGCUGAGCCCCGAGAAGUGCACCACUUCUGUACACUGGUAGGAUUUGGUGCAGAUGCAAUCUGCCCAUAUUUAUCCAUUGAGGCAAUUUGGAGACUGCAGGUUGAUGGCAAAAUUCCGCCCAAGGCAGAUGGCCAGUUCCAUUCGAAAGAGGAGCUUGUCAAGAAAUAUUUCAAAGCAAGCAACUAUGGCAUGAUGAAAGUUCUUGCCAAAAUGGGAAUAUCAACAUUGGCAUCUUACAAGGGUGCCCAAAUAUUUGAGGCAGUAGGCCUUUCAUCUGAAGUCAUGGAGAGGUGUUUUAUUGGGACACCAAGCAGAGUUGAGGGUGCAACUUUUGAAGCUCUUGCACGUGAUGCAUUUCGGUUACAUGAGCUGGCGUUCCCAUCGAGGGCUUUCCCUGCUGGAAGUCCUGAGGCUGUGGCCCUACCAAAUCCCGGUGAUUAUCAUUGGAGGAAAGGUGGUGAAAUUCAUCUGAAUGAUCCUCUAGCUAUAGCAAAGUUACAGGAGGCAGCCAAAUCUAACAGUGUCGCUGCUUACAAGGAGUAUUCAAAACGUAUAGAUGAGCUGAACAGAAGUUGCAAUUUAAGGGGACUUUUGAAAUUUAAAGAGGCAGUGGUGAAGGUUCCUUUGGAAGAAGUUGAGCCAGCUAGUGAGAUUGUCAAACGUUUUUGUACUGGAGCUAUGAGUUAUGGAUCAAUAUCACUCGAAGCGCAUACAACUCUUGCUAUUGCUAUGAACAAAAUUGGGGGAAAGUCAAACACAGGUGAAGGAGGUGAGCAACCAUCUAGAAUGGAGCCUCUACCAGAUGGUUCAAGGAAUCCUUUGAGAAGUGCAAUUAAGCAAGUAGCUAGUGGAAGAUUUGGUGUUUCAAGUUUUUACCUUUCAAAUGCUGAUGAAUUGCAAAUAAAGAUGGCUCAGGGAGCAAAACCUGGAGAAGGUGGGGAACUUCCUGGCCACAAGGUCAUUGGUGAUAUUGCUGUGACUAGGAACUCCACUGCCGGGGUUGGACUGAUUAGCCCUCCUCCACAUCAUGACAUAUACUCUAUUGAAGAUCUUGCUCAACUAAUUCAUGAUUUAAAGAAUGCAAACCCUGGUGCCCGAAUUAGUGUGAAAUUGGUUUCUGAGGCUGGUGUUGGGGUAAUUGCAAGUGGUGUAGUAAAGGGUCAUGCUGACCAUGUUUUGAUCUCUGGUCAUGAUGGAGGUACAGGUGCCUCAAGAUGGACUGGCAUCAAGAGUGCGGGGCUCCCAUGGGAACUUGGCCUUGCGGAAACUCAUCAAACUCUAGUAGCAAAUGACCUACGUGGCCGAACAGUUCUUCAAACUGAUGGCCAACUUAAAACUGGAAGAGAUGUCGCAAUUGCUGCACUUCUAGGUGCAGAGGAGUUUGGGUUUAGUACUGCUCCCCUCAUAACUCUUGGCUGCAUCAUGAUGCGAAAGUGCCAUAAGAACACUUGUCCUGUGGGUAUUGCUACCCAAGAUCCAGUCUUGCGAGAGAAAUUCGCCGGGGAACCGGAGCAUGUGAUAAAUUUCUUCUUUAUGCUAGCAGAGGAAGUGAGGGAAAUCAUGUCUCAGCUUGGUUUCCGAACACUUAAAGAAAUGGUCGGUCGAUCAGAUAUGCUUGAAAUGGAUAAAGAUCUGGUCAAGAGUAAUGAAAAGCUAAAGACCAUUGAUCUCUCACUAUUACUUAGACCUGCUGCUGAUAUUCGGCCAGAUGCUGCACAGUACUGUAUACAGAAACAGGAUCAUGGACUCGACAUGGCCUUGGAUAAUAAACUGAUAAGCUUAUCCAAAGCCAGCUUAGAUAGAGGAAUUCCAGUAUAUAUUGAAACUGCUAUCUGCAAUGUAAACCGUGCUGUGGGAACCAUGCUUAGCCACGAAGUGACAAAAAGAUAUGGCAUUCUUGGACUUCCAUCUGAUACAAUCCAUAUAAAAUUCAAUGGAAGUGCUGGCCAAAGUUUUGGAGCCUUUGUUUGCCCUGGUAUCACAAUGGAACUGGAAGGAGAUAGCAAUGAUUAUGUCGGAAAGGGGUUAUCAGGGGGUAAAGUAGUUGUUUAUCCCCCUAAAGGAAGCACAUUUGACCCCAAGGAAAAUAUUGUAAUUGGUAAUGUGGCUCUCUAUGGUGCAACUGCUGGUGAAGCCUAUUUUAAUGGGAUGGCAGCAGAAAGAUUUUGUGUUCGCAAUUCGGGGGCAAAAGCAGUUGUUGAAGGGGUGGGUGACCAUGGAUGUGAAUACAUGACAGGUGGUACUGUGGUGGUUCUUGGGAAAACGGGUCGCAAUUUUGCUGCAGGCAUGAGUGGUGGAAUUGCUUAUGUGCUUGAUGUGGAUUCCCUAUUUCAAUCUCGUUGCAAUUCCGAACUGGUUGAUCUGGAUAGAGUUGAGGAGGAAGAUGACAUCUUGACUCUGAAAAUGAUGAUCCAGCAGCAUCAGCGCCAUACAAACAGCUUACUUGCAAAAGAGGUUCUUGCCAAUUUUGACAAUCUUUUGCCUAAAUUUGUUAAGGUAUUCCCUAGGGAUUACAAAAGAGUACUUGCUGCGAUGAAAGAUGAGGAGGCUGCCAAAAUUACUGCAACAAAAGUCGAGGAGCAAGAAGAAGAAGAAUUGAUGAAGAAAGAUGCAUUUGAAGAACUUAAAAAAUUAUCAGCUAAAACUAUCAUCGAAAAUGCCCAGGUACAAGAGGGAGAACCAAAAAAGAGGCCAUCUCGGGUGGAUGGUGCUGUGAAGGAAGGAGGUUUUGUUCGAUAUGAGCGCGAGAGUGUCUCAUAUAGGGAUCCCAAUACUCGGAUUAAUGAUUGGUUAGAAGUGAUGGAAGAAUCAAAACCAUCAGCACUUCUCAAAACACAGUCAGCUCGAUGUAUGGAUUGUGGGACUCCAUUUUGUCAUCAGGAAAACUCUGGAUGUCCUCUUGGGAACAAGAUACCUGAAUUCAAUGAGUUGGUAUACCAGAAUAGAUGGCGGGAAGCAUUAGACAGGCUUCUUGAGACUAACAACUUCCCGGAAUUCACUGGCCGGGUAUGCCCUGCGCCAUGCGAAGGUUCUUGUGUACUAGGUAUUAUUGAGAAUCCCGUCUCCAUCAAAAGCAUUGAAUGUGCCAUCAUUGACAAAGCUUUUGAAGAAGGAUGGAUGGUACCAAGACCUCCACCCAGGAGAACUCAGAAGAGAGUUGCAAUUGUUGGAAGUGGACCUGCUGGCAUGGCCGCUGCUGAUCAGUUGAACAAAAUGGGCCAUAAUGUUACAGUGUACGAGCGGUCUGAUCGAGUUGGUGGUCUGAUGAUGUAUGGGGUUCCCAACAUGAAAGCUGACAAGGUUGAUGUAGUUCUGAGAAGGGUCAAUCUUAUGAAAGAAGAAGGUGUCAACUUUGUUGUCAAUGCCCAUGUAGGGAAAGACCCUACAUACUCCCUUGAACGGUUACGGGAGGAAAAUGAUGCUAUUGUUUUGGCGGUGGGAUCUACAAAACCUAGGGAUCUUCCGGUUCCAGGUCGUGAGCUCUCCGGUGUCCAUUUUGCCAUGGAAUUUCUCCAUGCCAAUACAAAGAGUUUACUUGAUAACAAUCUGGCAGAUGGUAAUUACAUCUCAGCGAAGGGCAAGAAAGUUGUAGUUAUUGGUGGAGGUGAUACAGGUACCGACUGCAUUGGCACCUCUAUUCGACAUGGUUGCAGUAGCGUUGUAAAUUUGGAGCUUCUUUCCCAACCUCCAAAAUCAAGGGCUCCAAACAACCCUUGGCCACAGUGGCCGCGGAUAUUCCGGAUUGAUUACGGCCACCAGGAAGCCGCUGCCAAGUUCGGUAAAGAUCCAAGGUCUUAUGAGGUAUUGACUAAGAGGUUUUUGGGAGAUGAUAAUGGAAAUGUCAAAGGACUGGAGAUUGUACGUGUCCAGUGGGAGAAAGAUGCCACUGGAAAGUUCCAAUUUAAAGAAAUUGAAGGCUCUGAGGAAAUCAUUGAGGCCGAUCUAGUUUUAUUAGCUAUGGGCUUUCUUGGUCCUGAAUCGACUAUACCAGACAAGCUUGGAAUUGAGAAAGACAACAGAUCAAACUUUAAGGCAGAGUAUGGACGGUUCUCCACCAGCGUAGAUGGAGUGUUUGCAGCAGGAGACUGCAGGCGGGGUCAAUCUUUGGUGGUAUGGGCCAUCUCUGAAGGGAGGCAAGCAGCAGCCCAAGUUGACAAAUACCUUAUGAAAGAUGACAUAGACGUUAGAAGUGAUAGCGUUAGACAGGAAGUUGCAGAUGUACACAAGGUAGUAACAGGAAGGACAUAAAAGAGAGAAGAAAGACAGAAGCACCUUGCGUCUCUACCAAACGGAGAAUUUUAAUUUUUAUUUUUAUUUUUAUAAUAUCCAAGAUAGAAUACAACUUUCUUUAGGUCAGAUGGAUUUGGAGGAUCCUUUCUUCAUCAUCAUUGUCAUGGGGGAAAAAAAAUGGUUGCAAGCACCAAUGCAGCAGCAUAUCAAAAGUUGAAGAACACGGAGUGGUAAUGUGGAUUUUGUGCCAGAAGAAGGAUCUGAAUGGGAUGAGAUAAGAGUGUAGUGUAGGGAUGUUUUUGUUUUCCCUCAUUUUGUGAUUAUAAAUACUUUGGGUGUAUUUUAUGGUAUGUCGAUAAGUUUAGGGUUUUCACGCAAGUGGCUGUUGUCAGUUUUAGUGAGGGAGAAAUAAUGUACAGUUAUAAUAUUUUGAUCUUUGCAAUUGGAAUCGUCCUUACAUGGUGAACUUUGGAUUGAAAUUUUGAGACCGUCUUGAUUGAAUUUCAAUGUAAAAUGGGAAGACAGAGCAAGGACGUUCUGAGAGAACGAAAAUGAAUAUUCCUAUUUUGAAUUGUCUCAACAGUCAAAUCUCAAUUUCUUAAAAACCGAAUUGAUUUUCUGGCUGUAAUAAUAAUAUAGAACUAUGGUUUCAACUUUCAACCGUCAAUCUUUAGACUUAGCCGGUGGACUCCACCUACAACAAAUACUUCCGUAAGGAAGGAGAACUCAGACCACCAUCUUGGUUUGCAACUUCCUACUGCUUUCUGUCUCUCUGCAACAUUGAUCAAACCACACAUGUAUCACAAAGGUGUUCUGCAAAGUGUGUUAUGAAAAUGUAACUACAAGCUGAAAAUUGAACUAAUGUUCUUUUGUAUCUUACCCAAAGUCUUGAAAAUCACCCAAUCGGAUACGUUCUGUCAAAAAACGUACAAAGAAAAAAAAAAAAAGAAUUAAUUAUAACCCGAAAAAUACAUAAAAACCUACAUACAUUGUUCAUUCAAUAUAGAAAAGCCACCUACUUGUUUCAAGAUAGCGACAUUCGAUACCCCAAUCCCUUGCUAGUAUAAAUUGUCGGAUCAUCUCAGACAGAAAUCAAACAAAUCUUGGGAGCACUCUUAACUGUGUUACAAUAUAUCAAUGGGGGAAAACAGCUAUACAAAUUCGUUAGCUUACCACCAUUUCGAUGUAGAUUUUCUUGACAUUGACAAGGACUUGGUCCAAGGUGAUUGACCUGAUGGCAGUAUCAAACUUGGGCAACCCAGAUAAAACAGUUUCACGCAGUGGGUUAUCCACCGCCACCUCAUAUGCUGCCACCUUAUGGUCAACAAUCUG